AUGAACCUCUCUGCUUCUUGUGUUCGAUGUGACCUCCAAGAUGAAACAUUCCUUCAUUGCAUCCGAGACUGUGUCUGGUUGUCUUGGAGACACCGCAAUUUGAUGAGCCUCAAUAACGAAACUUGGUCCUUAAGCCGACUCUCCUUUAACAUCAGGUCUAUGGUUGAAACUUUCAAGAAUUGCUUCACUAUUAGUUCUAAUGGUGGUUCAGUUGAUAGAUUUAUCAAGUGGAAUAACAACAAUUUCUCUUGUACCAUUCUUAAUGUUGACGGAAGCUGUCUCGGUUCCCCUGCUCGAUCAGGUUUUGGUGGAAUCAUUAGAAACACUUUUGGUCAUUAUUUGGCAGGGUUUUCUGGUUACAUUCAAGGGUCUUCUGAUAUCUUGUAUUCUGAACUUAAUGCUGUCUACAAGGGCCUCUUGUUGGCCAUAAACAUGGGCAUUGACGAACUUGUCUGCUAUUCAGAUUCUUUACACUGUAUUAACCUCAUAAAAGGUCCCCAAGUUAAGUUUCAUAUGCAUGCAGUUUUGAUCCAGGACAUAAAGGAUUUGAUUUCCCAAAGUAAUGUUUCCCUUUGUCACACUCUUAAAGAAGGUAAUCAAUGCGCAGACUUCUUCGCAAAAUUAGGAACCUCCUCGGAUGCUGAUUUCACUAGCCAUGACUAG
Trifolium pratense (red clover) is the source of this 663-nucleotide messenger RNA. RefSeq lists its product as uncharacterized. Lineage: Eukaryota; Viridiplantae; Streptophyta; Magnoliopsida; Fabales; Fabaceae. The record is from RefSeq and is a predicted model, not a curated record. The transcript has a single exon. Gene Ontology annotation, molecular function: nucleic acid binding; RNA-DNA hybrid ribonuclease activity. The coding region runs from base 1 to 663 and encodes 220 amino acids.